Messenger RNA from Esox lucius (northern pike), 4991 nucleotides. It is a transcript of the gene map7d2a, whose product is annotated as MAP7 domain containing 2a. The record is from RefSeq and is a predicted model, not a curated record. Bases 752 to 3589 code for a protein of 945 amino acids. The transcript has 18 exons. Gene Ontology annotation, cellular component: microtubule cytoskeleton. Gene Ontology annotation, biological process: microtubule cytoskeleton organization. NCBI's taxonomy places the organism in Eukaryota, Metazoa, Chordata, Actinopteri, Esociformes, Esocidae.
UCGAUGGUUCAUUUGAGUCCACUCCUCCGGGCAACCACCGAGGGAUAUGUUACCUCGCUUGGAUGCUGCGCCCCACGAUAUCACGAGUCAUCUCUCGUGGACGGUUUAUGGCGCGUAAAUUAAGUUCGGUGUAGGUUGCUGCUUUAUUAGCUAUAGGCUAUUUAUUGAAAACCAUUAUCAGGUGAGGUAUACAAAUAAAAUAAAAAAUGUUUAGGCUUAUUUCUUCAUACUGGCAUAGUAUGGACAAUAAAAGAAAGUAACGUUAUUUCCCAUAUGAGUUCAUUGUCACUUAGUACAUGUAAUUUCUCUGUCCUUCUGUCAAUGAUGUAAUGCGGAGCCCGCGGGCCACUGACGCGCAGUGGAAUAUUCGUUAAUCUCCAUCCAGCUCGUCCCUGAACUGGACCGCAUCAUCUUCUCUCCUCCGUUUUCCAACAAACAUCCAUGGACACCCAGCUACGGUCACAAUUGACCUUCAAAAUAGGCCACUAGUGGUCUAUUGUCUUAUUAACUGCUUUCAUCCGAAUAUUCCGCUCUUCUGACCGACUGUGCACCGUUAGCAUUCCGGGGAAGCGCACAAAUUGCUGAGGCAGUGGAAAACAGAUACAUCCCCACAUAGCGCAGCGCUUGUUCUCCUACAGUGCCUGGUAGAAGCUGGCAAUGCUAUUUCCCUCGGCUUAAUUUCAAGCUUUUUGCUGCGGGUGAAUGCGACAUUGCACCCAUACAUUUGAGGGCAUCUGCCGGUGAUACGAAGAUGGCGGAGAAUGCUGUCUAUUCAGCUUCAAGUGCCUUGACAGCUGAAGGACUGACUCCAUCAUCAGUGACAGAGAAGCGAUCCCAAAGCAAUGGCCUCUGCUCCCCAGCCCGUGGGGUCCAUCAUCAAGGCAUCCCAGCGGCAAAAGACAAUGAGGUGCUGAGCCCACCCUCAGUGGUGGAGAAGAGGCCCCAGCUGAACGGGCUCCCCUCCCCUUCACGGCUGCCGAGCAGUAACGCUAACAGUCACGCAGGUAAACAGUAUGUGGAAGGGUAUUUAAGGACAGACGACCGGAUGCGUUUAGCCAAAGAGAGAAGGGAGGAAAGAGAUAAAGGCCUCGUGGUGCGGGAGCAGGCGAUCAGGGAGAAGGAGCGCCGGGCCCGGCUGCAGUAUGAGCGCACCGUGGAGGAGCGCUGGAGAAGGCUGGAGGAGCAGAGACAGCGAGAGGAGCUCCGCAGGGCUGCUGUGGAGGAGAAGCGGAGACAGAAACUGGAGGAGGAGAAGGAGCGGCUGGAGGCCCUGAUGAAACGGUCCCUGGAGCGCAGCCUGCAGCUGGAGCAGAGGCCAAAGCGCUGGACGUGGGGCGGAACCGGAGGAGCGCAAGGUGACUGUGAGAAUGCCCCUCUCCCCGCCUCUGCCUUUCCCCAUGAACUCGCCACCCCCCUUCCUGCCGCCAGCGAAUCCGCUCCCUGCAGCCCCCACAGGUCACCCUAUCGGGGCUCGCCAAGCCGAACUGACCGACGGAGGCUCCAGAGCUCUCCAGAAGAGUCAGCAGGAGGCUCAGUUUCCACCCCUCAAACCCCCAAGAAAGAAAGAUUGCGCAGAGACAGAAGGACUGGCUCCCCUGCGGCGCUGUCCCCUGCAAGAAGAGCAGAAUCCCCGGCUGCGUUCACCAGACGCUCAGCCUCCCCUGCCACCCCCAAGUUGCUUCCUAAAAGUCGUACCCAGUCUCCCUGCUCCCAGCAGUGCCCCUCAUCCCCUGUCAGUAACCGGCCCGCCGCCCCGGUCACUAAUGACAUCAAGGGCGGAAGACGUCAGGAAGCCAAAGGUCACAACAACGUCAAGGACAGGAACAUCUCCAACCCUGGGACCCCAGUGAACAAAAAGAUGCCCGAUAUCCAGAGCCCAGAGAAGUCUUCCCAAGCCGACACCCCAGAAAAAGAAUUGUCCAACCCUGACACCCCAGAUAAGAAAUUCCCCAAGGUUGAGGUCCUCGGUAAGAACUCGAAAAGUCACAUUUCUGAAAGCAAGGAUUCCUCUGACAAGAGUAGCCCUGUGGCUGUGACUUCUGAUAAAAAAGCCCCUAAAAUAGAACCCCAAGACAAGAUAAAGUCCAACAUCACCGACUUGAAUGCAGAUAAGAGCACAGAGCCAUCGCCAUUGACACCUACAGGAAAAGCCGUUGCCGGGACGACAAAUGCUGAGGAAGCCUCCAGACUGCUGGCUGAGCGUAGGCGUCUGGCCAGGGUGCAGAAGGAGCUGGAGGAGAAACAACGUCGAGACCAGGAGGAGGAGGAACGUCUGAAAGCAGAGCAGCUGAGGAGGAGACAUGCAGAGGAGCGGGCCCGGCAGGAGGAGGAGGCUCGGCGUGCCGAGGACGAAAACAGCAGGCAGGAGGACCUCCGCAGAAGGAGAGAGGAAGAGGAGAAACGACAGAGGGAGGGCCGGGAGAAGGUGCUCCAGGUCCAGAUGGACAGAGAGAAGGAGGAGGCUGAGUUACAGGCUCAGAAACAUGCCGAACGCCAACGUCAGGAGAGAGAGAUACUGAAGCUGCAAGAGGAGGAGGAGAGACAGCUGCGAAAGAAGAGAAUUGAGGAAAUAAUGAAGAGAACCAGGAAGAGCGAUGAGAACCAGGCAGAGAUGAAGCAGAAGGAGGAGGUUCUGGUGGACACUCAGCCUGUCUCACCAUCAGGGGAAAUGGAGAUGAAUUCAAAGACAGUUGAAAGUAAUGCUCAGGUGAAUGUGCAAGGAAACCCAAAGCCUGAGUCUCAGGUUAACGGACAAGAUGCACCCCACGUGAACAAGGAAGUCUGUGCCCUUGUGAAGCGACAAGCAUCUGAUCCGGGGACCCCAAUGAAAAAUGACCUGGGAAAGGGACAGGAUGCUAAACAAGUGACAGGAAAGGGUGCAGCCCAGAUUCCCAAGCAGGAGAGAGCCUUUGUGAAUGGACAAGUCACUUCCCAAGUGACCAAGCUGGAGAGUGCACAGGUGAAUGGACAGGUCACUUCCCAAGUGACCAAGCUGGAGAGUGCACAGGUGAAUGGACAAGUCACUUCCCAAGUGACCAAGCUGAAGAGUGCACAGGUGAAUGCAAAAACCACUGACGAAAUAAAGACACCUGAUGUUUCCGAAGUGUCCAAACAGGAGAGUGGCCAAGUGACUGUAGGAGUGAAUAAACAGGAGGGACCCCAGAUGAGCAGCCACGACACUGCUCAGCACAAAACCCAGGAGAGUCUACAAGCAAACGUGAAGGAAAUCGGACAAGGGGCGCAGCCCAGCACACUGUCCCUGGCAAUGCCCCAACUCCCACCAGUCAUCCACCUUGAACCUCUGGAUGUUAAGAAUAGCGGGGCUUGUGAUGAAGUGCAAUCCAUGGAUGUCAGCCCAGUUUCCAAGGAGGAACUUAUCUCCAUCACAGAAUUCUCCCCAGUCAAUGAGGUCCAGCACAACGUCAUGAGUAGUGCCCGAGCCCUGGAGGACCUGCUUGACUUGACAGGCCAUGUGGCCUACCCCAAACUGUCCCCGAUGGGCCUAGGAGACUGUAACAAGAACCUGAUUCAGGGGCUCUGUAGCCCAGGCAACGAUUCCAAGCUCAUCCUCCACCCUCACACAAGCUAAACAUCCAGUAGUCAGAUCCCAGUGCUGACAAACCAGGAAAGUGCUGUGGGAGUUACUCUGCAUUGACUGAUGUUGAGGAUGGCGGUCUAUGCACCUCUACAGAGCACUGUGAAUGUUGUUAUUGAUCUUCCUCCUUGGUCUCCAACCUUGAAUGUCCAUUAACCUUUAACCUCCUAAAAUACCUAUGUCCUUAUAGCCUUGGACAACGAAACUUAAGUUGACAAAAAUACUCGAAGAUUUGCUGUAUUGGUCAGAGAAUACUAUGAUCGUAGGCUAGUCAUAGAUGUGUCAUGUAUUGUAUUGCAUAGUGCAGUUGUUAGUGUGGUGAAAUGUGGGUCACAGUACAAUGCUGUGUGUGUCUUUAUGAAAAAAGAGCCCAUAAAGUAAUUGACUCUCAACUACCUGUUAGGUGAUCUGAAGCUGUAAGUAAAGCCAGUUAAAUUACAUUUUAAAACAAAAGCUUUCAUUCUGCAGUUAAGUUGCAGACUGGUUAUAGCCUCUCCUUAGAUAUUUUUUUGACAGUAAAAGACUGCAUACCAAUGUAGACUAUCAGUAAGUUGCCUUUGCUAUUGCAGUAUUGCCCCUCCCUGACAUUCUGUCCCUGUACAGUUGUGACUGAAAGGUUCAUAUUGCACUGUAUCCACUCAAUGUAGUUUAGUAUGCACUGAUCAUUUAGAUUGUUUCACUGAAAAGACCACUGUUCUCUGGCUGUGGGGGGUAGCGUGUAUGUCGUCUUAAUGUAUGUAUACAAACUGCUGUGAGAUUGGGGUUCUAGCAUGUCUGCCAUAAAACCUUAACCCAGGUCCAACCGUACUGCAACUCAAAGCCAACAUAAAGAAUAUAUACAAUAACAUUCCUUAUGUUAGUACACAGUUUCACCAAACCAUGCAUUGCAGGUUUUGUUUCCCCCCCUAAUCUACAAAAUACUGAGCUAUGCCUGAUCUCUCAAAAGUCUGAAAACUUUGAACUGGUUUCAUUCGUAUGAUAGAUUGAUGACUUUGAUUGAUAUAAGUCAAGGACAAAAUUGAUGGCUUACAAGAUGGAAUCCAGUUGCGAUGCUGUCAAAAUGAAGUACUUUUGGUGUGUACUGUUUAUUCACAGAUGCAAAUGGUCUGUCACUGAUUCCUCUUUGACUGAAUUGUGUUUUGAUAAUGUACCAAAAGAAAGCAGGAUUUUUACUUGAAGACUAAGCAACCAGGGAUUUAAAAAAUGAAUCAGGUUUAAAGAGAAAACAUUGUAACAGUUUAAACCAACUUUGUGACUGUUGUAUCUCUAACUAAAGCAGCAUUAGUAAAAAAUAAAUAAAUAAAUCAAAAAACAAUCAAAAAAAUUAACUAUUGAAAUUGUGCAUGAAACAUUAGCAUGAGCAUAAAAUGACUAUAAAUAAACAUUAAAACAGAAA